Messenger RNA from Hemiscyllium ocellatum (epaulette shark), 6107 nucleotides. RefSeq names its product regulator of telomere elongation helicase 1 (gene rtel1). Gene Ontology annotation, cellular component: nucleus. The record is from RefSeq and is a predicted model, not a curated record. Gene Ontology annotation, biological process: telomeric loop disassembly; negative regulation of DNA recombination; DNA recombination. Gene Ontology annotation, molecular function: DNA polymerase binding; ATP binding; DNA binding. The coding region runs from base 499 to 4560 and encodes 1353 amino acids. The transcript is spliced from 36 exons. Lineage: Eukaryota; Metazoa; Chordata; Chondrichthyes; Orectolobiformes; Hemiscylliidae.
UGAAUCAGCAGCAGCAGCAGCAAUCGGGGCAGGAGCAGGAGCAGGAACAAGAGCGCUGGAGGAGGAGCAGCCGAACCAAGGCUGAUCUCAGGCAGGCGGCUGCAGCAAGGGAAGCGGUCCCGUGGAUCCUACAGCUCGGCUCUCUGGCCUGGGCCCGUCACUCGUCUUUCCAGCAGCAAGGCGCUGCUCUCAUCUGGAGGUCCCUGUAACUGGGUGAAUGCAAUAAGCUGGCUUCAAACUAACAACAAGGAAAUCAUCUCUCGUCACCGAGAUCCAGCAGCAACUCCUCACUGAGCUUCCAGUCUACCUUUGCUUAUUUCAAAUUAACUGAUCACAAAGUUCACUUUUAUGGGUUACUUAAAUUGCAUGUUGCAAAUCGUGGAUUCAUUUAAUUUUUUAAUGCGAACUGUGAAUUAUUUUAAAUGAAGACUAUUUGAACCAAUUAUCCAGUGCAGUCCAAUGUUUGUUCUCCCGCGUUUACAUAACUGAGAUACCAAGAUGCCCAAAAUACAGCUUGAUGGGAUUACGAUAGAUUUUCCUUACAUUCCUUAUAAAUGCCAAGAAGAUUACAUGUCUAAGGUCAUAGAAUGUUUGCAAAAGAAAGUAAAUGGGAUUCUAGAAAGCCCUACUGGUACAGGAAAAACACUUUGUCUUUUGUGUGCUUCUUUGGCCUGGAGGAAUCAUAUAAGAGACAGUAUUUCAGCAAGUAAAAUAUCCCGUCAUUUAAAUGGGCAAGAACUUUUUGAUGGUCGAUCUCUGUCUUCAUGGGGCAGUGCAUCUGUAGAUGCUGAUUCAGCAAGUUACAGUGAUAUCCCAAAGAUCAUUUAUGCAUCAAGGACACAUUCACAACUCUCACAAGUUAUUAAUGAGCUAAGGAACACAGCAUACAGACCGAAGGUGUGUGUUCUUGGUUCAAGAGAACAGUUGUGUAUCCACCCUGAAGUAAUGAAACAGGAAAGCAAUCAUGUGAAGAUCCACAUGUGUCGAGCAAAAACAUCCACCCGGACUUGCCACUUCUAUAACAAUGUUGAGGAAAAGAGCACAGAAAAGGAAUUUACGCAGGCCAUUCUUGAUGUGGAAGAUCUUGUUAAAAGUGGCAACAAACACAGGGUUUGUCCUUAUUAUUUAUCUCGAGCUCUGAAGCAGAAUGCUGAAAUAAUCUUCAUGCCCUACAACUAUUUACUUGAUCCAAAGAGUCGCAGAACUCACAAUCUAGAUCUACGUGGCACUGUAGUGAUUUUUGAUGAAGCACACAAUGUGGAAAAAAUGUGUGAAGAAUCUGCUUCAUUUGACCUUACUCCUUAUGACCUUGCCUCUGGAAUUGAUGCUGUUAAUCGGGUCUUAGAGGAUGAAGCAAAGAAGGUUAAACACAACAAGGACGAUACAGACUUCAAUUUUGAAUCAAUCAAUUCAGGACUGAAAAUGGACUUGAGUGAUCUGGCUAAAGUAAAAAAAAUUCUACUUGAUUUAGAAAGUGCAAUAGAUGCGAUUGAGUUAUUACCGAAUGGAAGUGGUGUCACCAAACCAGGAAGCUUCAUCUUUGAAUUGUUUGCACAAGCUCAAAUUACUUUCCAAAACAAGUUUGCAAUUUUAGAAGCAUUGCAACAGAUCAUCAAUGCUUUGUCAGAGCGCAGUGGAAUAUUCACCAAUACAAAUGGAUUACAAAAGGUAGCCGAUAUUCUUGAGAUUGUUUUCUGCAUUGAUCCUCCGGAGGGUACUGCAGCACACACCAUGGGCCAGAAUGUGAGCAAGCACUACAAGGUUCAUGUACACCCAGAUAACAGUGGGAAGAAGAAGCAACACAGAACUGACUUAUGGACUUCAUCUGUUACAAAGAAACAAGGAAAAAUAUUAAGUUACUGGUGCUUCUGCCCUGGCUACAGUAUGGCUGAACUGGUGCGCCAAGGGGUUCAAUCCAUCAUCCUCACAAGUGGUACCCUUGCUCCAUUGUCCUCUUUCACCUCAGAAAUGCAAAUUCCUUUCCCUGUCAGUCUGGAAAAUCCCCAUGUGAUUGACAAACACCAAAUAUGGAUUGGGAUUGUUCCAAAAGGCCCUGAUGGAAUACAGUUGAGCUCUGCAUAUAACCAAAGGUUCUCACCUGAGUACAUGUCGUCUCUUGGAAAAACCCUGGUUAAUCUGUCUAGAGUUGUGCCAAAUGGGCUGUUGGUGUUCUUCCCAUCAUAUCCUGUCAUGGAUAAAAGCCUCGAGUUUUGGAAGGAGCAAGGCAUUUCCAAUAGAAUAGAAGAGAUCAAACCACUCUUUGUGGAAGUGAAAGGCAAAGGAUCAUUUACAGAGGUCAUGAAUGCAUAUUACGAUAAAGUGAGUGACCCAAAGUCGAAUGGAGCUUGUUUCUGUGCAGUGUGCAGAGGGAAGGCCAGCGAAGGUUUGGAUUUUGCAGAUAUGAAUGGGCGAGGUGUGAUUGUUACUGGGUUGCCUUUUCCACCUCGGAUGGACCCUAAAGUAGUGCUAAAGAUGCAAUUCCUUGAUGAAAUGAGAGCGAAAUGUGUCGGAACAGCUCAGCAUUUAUCUGGGCAAGAAUGGUACAGACAGCAAGCAUCACGUGCUGUUAAUCAGGCCAUCGGUAGGGUUAUUCGUCACCGCAAUGACUAUGGAGCUAUCUUCCUGUGUGAUCAUAGAUUUACUGGAACUGAAGUGAGGUCACAGUUGUCAUCAUGGGUGCAGCCAUAUGUCAAGAUCUAUGAUAAUUUUGGACACACAAUUCGAGACGUAUCGCAGUUUUUUCGUAUUGCUCAAAAAAUUAUGCCUGCACCAAAACUGAAGACGGGCUGUUGCAGUGGCCGGUGUAUGGAAAGUGAUCCUGCUCCCUCCUCCUCGUCUGCUGUUUCAGACCUAAAUCUGAAGAAAGCAAAAACUUUAGAUUCCCAUGUUCCAAGCCUCAAAAGAAAGCGUGCUGAUGGUGUUGAGUCUUGUGGAGGAGAUGGCAUGACCAAGAUCUACAUUGAAUAUGAGAAAACAAAUGAGAACACAAGAAAAAAGCCUGUGAGUCUGCUUGAUGCACUAGAGCACAGUGAACUAAAGGUUGAUGAAAGUGGAAAAAAGGUGGUUAAAAUGCCAACAGUGUCUCCUAAACAUGUGACAGGUGAACAGCGAGGAGGGAGGAAAAGAAUCACGCUAGUUAGUAAUCAUGUGCUUGGUGUAUUGCCACUAUCUGAGAAGACAAAAGCAGAAAAAGCUAAAUUUUUCAUAGUAGCUGUCAAGGAGGUUCUCAGCAAUGCCAGUUAUGAGCGUUUUACCAAUGCAAUGCAAAAGUACAAGUUGACAGAUGAUUUUGACACCAUGCUUGGUGAAAUGGCAGCGCUUUUUACAGAAGAUUCAAAAAAACACAAUCUUCUGCGAGAAUUUUAUCAGUUUGUUCGGCCACAUCACAAAAAGAGGUUUGAUGAAGCUUGCUAUAAUCUGACUGGUGAGGGAUGUGGAUUUAAACCUGAACAUGCAGUUCCAAGAGAGGAGAGGAGAAGAGCAGAGCAUGAAGAAAAUGCAGGUAAUGAGAAUAAAUGGACGUUUGAGCGAGCAGCCUCUGCAGAGAGCAAAUUUACAUCACCAAGUUCAUCUCAACAGUUAAAUACUUGUACACAUCUCAACAAAGGAGGACAACACCUAAACAGUGGCAUGGUUAACAAAGGUGAAACCUGUAACUCUGAACCAUCUGUUUCGACAACUGCACCUUCAAAAACAUCAAAUUCUACAGCAGAUGAAAAAAAACAGCAUGUACUUGCUGCCUAUAUUAGUGAUGCUAAGAAAGCUUUAGGACCCAGUAAAUACAACAGAUUCUCAACAGUACUUCAGACGUACAAAAAAACCGAUAACUAUGAUGACAUGGUAUCUGAAAUAGGUUCCCUGUUUACUGAAAAGUCUGAGGAUUUUCAUUUACUAAGAAGAUUUUAUAUAUUUGUUAGAACACACCAUAAACAACAGUUUAACCAGAUGUGUAAAGAGCUGACGGGAACAGACUGUAAACACUUUAUUGAGAGUGAGUACCAACCUGAGACACAAAGGGGAAUUCUGAGCAAAACUGAAGAGAAAUUCCCUAAACAUUCAUUUCUGACUGGAAACACAAGUGCCAGCAAUAAUGAGAAUGCUGAAGGGUCUGGAACUACACAAAGCAAGAUUUCAGCAUUCUUUCCAAAUGGUGGAAAAUCAAAGCUUUUAAAUGUCUUGGAGAAAGCAAGCACUUUACAUUGCAUUGAUGAUGACAAUAUGGUAAAAAGCUGUCCCUCUGAUGUUCAGGACAAGGAAACAAAAAGCAUACGACCCCCAUCUACAAAUGCUCCGUUACUGCCUUUCACCUCUGAGGCGAAUUUGAAAUUAGGUUUCCGCUGCAUAGUUUGCAGAAUUGAUGCAACAGUGCCAUUUAAUUGUCAAUCCUGUGACUUCACCUGCUGCAUGUCUUGCUGGAAGCAGUUGUUGAAGAAAAAUAAAAAGUGCCCACAGUGCCAAGAGACUGUCAACAGAAGAUGCUUGAGGCAACUUUUCUUUUGGACAAAUGAUCCACAGUCUAUGAAUCAAGUGAGGAGCAAUCCGGAUAUAUCAAGGAAAUGACUUUUGUCUAAAGAAUUAAAGCAUUUUUAGUUGGGUGUCAACUAUCUUGUUUAAACUUGUGUUUUUGUAACUUAAAAUGUCUUUUUUAAUUUAUCAUACAUCUGGGAAAAUGUCGGCUUUGUUGAAAAUGUCUGAAUAAUAAUAAAAAAAGAUAAAAUGUAUGCUUUUAUAUAAAAGAAUUUAGGAAUCAAAAGUGGUCAAGAUGUCAGUAAUACCUUUCAGCAGUAGAAAUACAAUUCAAUUGGAUCUGGAAUUAAUGGCGUAGAACACUGAAUUAUCACUGUGUAAUUCUGUGGAGUGAUGAAUGUGAAUUUACUUCUGCAUUUGCAAGGAAUUGUAUGUAUAAACUUGAAAAUCUGUCACAGAGACAAAAUGUUGAAUUGAUCAAGAGAACUCUGUCAAAAAAAGAUGAUAUUUAGUGGGGGAACAGUGGAAAAAAAACGAAUGAAUAUAUUCAAAGUACUGUUGCCUGUUAUACUUAUCCAACCCUGCAAGGAUUUAAUGCAGAAACACAAAACCGUAUAAUUUGAUCACUGAAUUUCUGUACAGGGAUCCCGAUCAACUGAAGUCAGGCAUAAAAUUAAGCGAUGAUUGUUUCUUGCAGGGGUGAUGAAUUAGAUUUUACUCACCGAUGAAGGCAUGUUAGGAGUCAGAAGGCUAGGGACAUAAUGACGACUCGUAACAGGCCUGUUAAAGGCAUUCCCAGUCAGGAAUGUUCCCCAGUGAGCGUUUGCAUGUGAGUUAGAUCCCUGAUCCCUCAAACCUGGCAUGCAGCCCAAAUCAGAGGUGAUUGUGUAGUUGGGCAGCCUCCAUAAGCAAUAAGGCUCACCUAGCCAUGGCAAAACACUGUAUUGUUUCUCCACCCCCGUGUGGAAUGCCAUGGCACCAGAAUUACCAACCCUCUAAUUUGGAGGUUGCCUCAGUGGCAGUCUGGUUGCCAGCAGCAGUGGACCUAUGACCCUUGUUUGAUCCCAACAUCAGGAUUUUCAAUCCCCAUAGCAAAAUCCUACUUCCAAAACUGGAAAAAAAUCUCUUGUCCAAAUUUUCUGGUUUCUGGAUUGUCAGCUACUGGACAGAUUGAGGAAGAUGCACAUGAGGAACUAGUGGAGGUCCUUACCCAUGGAACUUGACUAGGAUGUUUAAACUAUUUUUGGGCAAUUCCCCAACCCUCAUGGCAGGGAUCCUGCACAAAUGUGUGUGAUGCAGAGUUAGAACUGGAGACUUGACAUAGUCAAGUGAGUUACCUUGGUAGAUAUACUGGAGUGGUUUGACAGUUUAAAACUUGUUAAUUUCAUAGCUGACCACCUGACUACAUAAUGAAUUGACCGAACUACCCAAGAGCUGGGAUCCCUAUAAUGAAAUUCAUUAAAUUGUUCCUUCAAAAAAGCCUAUCUCAGUAAUGCUUUUACCAGCUGAAGCCAGGUAUGGCUGGGUAUGGGGUAAAUAGUGAUAAGCAUUGAUUAAUUCACAACUUCAUCUUGUACUCUGCAGUACAAUGUUUGGUGCUGCAUUUUUGAACUGACCUUAGUUGUUUGCAUGUCUAUGUU